This is a messenger RNA of Notodromas monacha, 2516 nucleotides long. The record is from the annotation of a GenBank genome assembly. NCBI's taxonomy places the organism in Eukaryota, Metazoa, Arthropoda, Ostracoda, Podocopida, Cyprididae.
AUGAUCACAGGAAAACGCCGGUUAAGAGAAAUGCCGAGGAAGAAAGAAGGGGUCGUGGUUGUGUGGAACGACAAAAUCGACGACAGCAAUAAGGAACUGCGAUGGCCAGAUAUCGGAGUCCCGAUUGAGGUCGUAGUAGCAGACCGCAACAGCCUCAACAACCGAUUCGUGCCUUACUCCUGCAUAGAAACAGAUGCUGUAUUAUCCCUCGACGACGACGCCUACUUGCGUCACGACGAAAUCGUGUUCGCGUUCCGCGUGUGGCGUGAAGCCCGGGAUCGCAUCGUCGGCUUCCCGGGCCGCUUCCACGCCUGGGACUCUUCGGCAUUAGACUGGGCAUACAAUUCCAACUACUCUUGCGAGCUUAGCAUGGUGCUCACGGGGGCAGCGUUUGUUCACAAGUACUACUUGUACCAGUACACGUACUGGAUGCCGGCUGUGAUCCGACACAAGGUGGACGAGUUGCUCAACUGUGAAGACAUUGCCAUGAAUUUUUUGGUGAGCCAUUUGACGAGGAAGCCGCCGAUCAAAGUCACGUCGCGUUGGACAUUCCGGUGUCCCGGAUGCCCUGUGAUCCUCUCGGAAGACGAGUCGCAUUUUUUGGAGCGCCACAAGUGCAUGCAGUUUUUUACGAAGGUCUACGGCUACAUGCCGUUGCUGUACACUCAGUUCCGCGCGGACUCGGUUGGGGAAUAUUGGUUGUUCAGUGAGGUUGACAAGUGCCAUGAAAUGACGCAGUUGUCGAAUGAAGCGGACGAUGAGCUGCGUCCGAGCAUUUGGCUCAAGACACGCGUUCUGUUUUGGUCGCUGUUCCACCAAGAGCAACUGUCAUGGGAUUAUGCGGCCGACGUCGCCAUGACACCGCUUUUGCGGGUUGUCGACGCCUCGCAGGACUGGCUUGGUGCGGCAUUUUUGUCGAUGGUGGUGAUACUGAAUGCGACUGUGGUAGCUGCUGUAUAUCAUCUCGGUCUGCCCUACUGGUACCAUCGGGAUUCCCUGGCCUGCAUUCUGCUUGUCCUUCUGGGACACUGGCUUCUGGUCAAUGUAGCCUUCCACCUGUGGAAGGCAGCUAGUACGAAACCUGGCUACCCCCUCCCGGGGAUGCCCUGCGUUUCCAUAUGCAAAAAGUGCGUCGCUCCGAAGCCACCCAGGGCGCAUCAUUGCUCUGUGUGCCGUCGAUGCGUGCUCAAGAUGGACCAUCAUUGUCCCUGGCUCAACAACUGCAUUGGCCUGAUGAACCGGCGUCACUUCUUCUCAUACAUGAUGUUUGUGUGGCUGGGGCUGCUGUACAUCUUAGUCUUCGGUUGGAACAUCAUUUGGGCAAUUGCGUCAAUGGACUGCGGUAGACAGAGGAACCACGCAGAGAUAGAAGCUGGGUGUUCCUUGCAGACCCCGGAUGACGUCUCUUUUGCUCACUUGUCAAAGAUGUCGCCCCUGACUCGCUCCAUCUUGGUGUUUCUCGGCUGCUGUUGCCUGGGUGGCAUGGUGAUGUUGUCUGCUUUGGGCUUCUGGCACGCGUGGCUCAUCUCCCGCGGUGAGACCACGAUUGAGUAUCACAUGAACAAGGCGGAGAACAGAAGGCUUGCAGCCGUUGGUCGGACGUUCAAGAAUCCAUACAACCUCGGAUUUUGGCAGAACUGGGGCGUUUUCUUGGGAUGUCACGAUGGCUGGUCAUUUUUGCGACGUGUAUUGAUACCCUCAGGACAUGUACCACUGGCUGAUUGCAACAGUGACGAUUAUCCUUACGCUGAAACUGGUGACCUUAGCCAAUUCCACACGGAAUUCGCUCGUGGGGAAGGAAAAAUGCAAUUGUGCUGGAUUCUUCUUGCCGCUUUGGUAUGCAUUGCGGCACUGGCUGAUGGUGCCCCUGCACCGAUGAAAUCAGACGUUCCUGAUGAACAAAAUGGGACUGGUCGCAACAGCAAGCAGAGAAUCAGGUCAAUGCUGAAGGAGCAGAAUGACAAACAAGAUGAGAUCAAGGCAAACAUGGCCUCCUUGAGGAAGGACCUGAAGGACUUGCGAGUGCGUCUCAAGGCUGCAUCCGGUGACGCUGCCAAAGAGUCUGAGCUGAAUGCUGCCAUCAAGAAGAAGAAGGAAGACUAUUAUGCCAUGCGGGAGCAGAAGAAGCAGGCGCAACGAGCCCGGAAUGAACUCAAGAACCAGCUCAAGUCCUCCAAGUCGAGCAGCAAGGACAAGAGCAAGAAGGGGAAGAGCAACAAGAACCGAGGCAAGAACAAGGACAGGAAGACCAAGGGCGAACAGUAAUACUCAUUGCAUGCUGCGGAAUCUCUGCUGAAAUGACAUGUAUUACAUUUGGUGCUGCCAAAGUCUUGACUAAUUAGUUUGCUUUGCAGCCAUCUCAUGGUUAGUAGAAACGAGGGCAUCUCAGAAUGAACAAGCCCUUUUUUUGUCGCUUUUUGAAUGUCUUCAACUCUGGCAGUUACUACGAUUUGUUGUCGUUUUUGACUUUCUCAUGUACUUGAUCGUUGGUGUAUUAAAGGAAAUUCGGAGCUGUA